Amyelois transitella is the source of this 17390-nucleotide messenger RNA. It is a transcript of the gene tweek, whose product is annotated as bridge-like lipid transfer protein family member 1. The transcript has 55 exons. Gene Ontology annotation, biological process: synaptic vesicle endocytosis. Lineage: Eukaryota; Metazoa; Arthropoda; Insecta; Lepidoptera; Pyralidae. The record is from RefSeq and is a predicted model, not a curated record. The coding region runs from base 171 to 14225 and encodes 4684 amino acids.
AACGACAUUCCUGCAAAUGUCAAAUAGCGAACUCCAUCACGAACUAAGGGAAAUAAAUUGAUAAAAAAAGAAUACAAUACAAUUUUAAGCGAAAUGAAUGAUGAAGGUUUAUCGAAACUAAAGUGCAGUAGUAUAAGAUGUGAAAAUUAUUGAUUUCUUACAUUGCAAACAUGGAGAGGAAUAUUACCGGGUCCGUGGAGGGCCCGGAGGCGCUAGGAUGGAACACAACAUCGAUAGAUUUCGCGGAAAUCACAAUGGAUUCAAACUUUGCCCUUCUGCUAGUGUCCCUGAUUUCUGCGAUAUUAUGGAUUGUGUACAUCACCUAUUACAACAGCAGAGUCCUGGGUUACAUACUAACGCGACUUAUCAACAGGUUCUACUUCCAGGAUGAGAACUUCAAGAUAGGAUCAUUCACACUCAAUGCUCUUUCUGGCAAGAUAAUGUUCCGGGAUAUCGUAUACAUCAACUAUGACUACACACUGCGAAUACAAGACGGAUACUUGAUAUUCAGGUGGUGGCGCUCUUACGUGCCAAAGGAUGUCUCGGAAGACUUAUCCCACUCCGACACGCGUCUGUCCAUCAUGCUGAACGGGUUUGAGCUUCACGUCUACAACAGAUGCGAUCUUUACAACGAGUUGGAGAAGAUCUUCGGCCUCGAACCCGUCAUCAAGCAGCAGGAAGACGACGAUUCCACCGACAGGGACAAAGCUAUGAACGACGCUAAUGAGAAAAGAAGACGGGCCCAGGACACAGUCAGGUCGGAAGCGGCCAUGGCACGAACCUGGCGGGACCUCAUCCCCGUCAUCAAAAUAGACGUGUGCUCCGGUAGAGUCGUCUUCGGCAACAGACUGGUCCCCACAACAUUAUCCAUAAGCGUCGAGGAGUCCCAUCUAGUCUACAGCACCAAACCCCCCGCUUCAAGCUUGGACCACCUCAUGCACUUUGUCAAAGCCAAAGCCGAGAACUGCAAGGUCAUUCUGGCACCCAGUCCUAACUACACAGCCAUGGUUGAUGAACCACCAAGAUAUAUGGGAGAAGGUUUCGUCGUGAUGAGUUCUAAUUACAUUGAAGUGUACUUUUAUAUGGAUGAACCAGGGUUGGUGCCAGAACAACCAGUGCUGUUGCAGUUAGCCAAUGGCGAUAUCGUGGAAUCAGCCCCGCCUAUUUGGGGUGUAGAUAUCAAAUGUGGGAAAGGUACUGACUUCAGUUAUGGACCUUGGGCUGAUAGGCAAAGGGACCAUUUGUUCAAAUUCUUCUUCCCACCAAACUACAAGAAUAUGGAGGUGACGCCACAGCCGAAACCUGGAGACAGAAGGCAGACGCAGUCCUUCGAUAUACGACUAUCGACACUCAACGAAGCCACUAUAGAUAUUCUAUUCACUAAAAACAAGGAAACAAACGCUGUACAUAUAAAUAUAGGCGCUGGUUCGUAUCUUGAAGUAACAUUGCCGUGGAUUGUUUUGCAAGACGGCUACACGACUAAGAUAACUGGUCAAUUACUCCACUUGGAGGCCACUACGAGUCUUCAGUACCGGAGUCUCGCCGAGAGCGAAACGCUAGAGUACACCAUCAAAUGUCAUUACCCACUAGUUUGGAAUCACCACCAGUGCUGGCAGCUCGGGUUUACCGGCUGCAAGGCCACCGUCCACCUCGUCUACACUCACAUAGAUUUCUUCCAAGAUUUAAUAAAUGAUUGGUCAACAAAAGCUCGUCCUGACAUUUUGCAUUUUGUUCCAUACACGUGGAAAAUAACUCUACUGCUGAAAGAGUGUGAGGUGGUGACUGUGAGCAACCAGUACAACUGGAUAGACUGCAGCUCCACCAACCAGGAGAACAACCACGUAGCUUUCUGCGGUGACUUACUAGACGUUUCAUUCGACUUGCCUUUUGUCGACUUCUUGCCGGAUGUCAUUCCUCUCAAAAUUUGGGUCCAAGGUGAAGCGGUCGAUAUGAGUCUAUACUUGCCUGAAGUGAACACAUCGAGACUGCUACUGCUAUCUAUUGACAAAAAUAUGAAAUUAGUGCCGUGUAGAUUAAAAGCGUCGAAAUGGCGGAGAAAAUGCGUGAAGUCACAAGGAUGGGUUGACUGCUGGUCGGUGCCUAUCGUAGCCCUUAGUGUCAGAUAUAAUUAUCAUCCAAUACCACCACUUGGCCCGGAGCCACAGGCAGACAUCACUACGCCAGAAAAAGAGGAGAUUCUGCUAUCUCCCAUGAGGAUACCGAGGAUGCGGAAACAGCCGCAACUGAACUGGGACUUGACCGGGUCCAACAAGUUCGACCGGACAUCACUACCGCCCGAUAAAGUGAGCGUCGAGUUAGAAGUGGGGCCUUCAAUUCUUCUUGCCUACGGCACCAUCAUCACUAGCUUCAUGAAUCUACUAGAGAAUAUUUUCGGAGAGGACCAAACGUUCACAGACAUGCAGAAAACACCAACAGGCGAAAAUACAGUGAAAAUGAACGACAAAAGCAGUAUUAACCAGCACACAGAGAUCUCGAUCGAUGACUCGACUGACACCAGCAAGGGUCCUUUCGACCCGCGCCAUUGCCGGCCGCUGGACGUCACCGUAUCUAUAAUAAUACACGACAUUCAAGCGCAUUUAGUAAAGAAUUGCAGCGAGAACGAACCACCUUGCCCAGUAGUAUUAAUUGAAAGGUUUGGUUUCGAAAUGGACAAGAGUUUUAGAGAAACUAAACUCCAGCUUCUACUCAGUCCUUCGAUCCUAGUAUCGUCUAACAAUUUGUCACGAUCGAAUCCCAAUAAUUCCGGGGCUUUGUAUCAGGGCCAUUUGAUGCUGUCCUCGUUCCAAUUACGAGGCAACGGUUUCUUCAGCGAUACGAACCGGUCCGUAGAGCAGGAUACAGUGGAGUACGCUUGGAUGAUGGAACUCCAAUUAGGACAGUUAACUGGUCGCCUCACGUUACCCCAAUUGUACCAAAUCGUAUUAUCGUUAGAGACAUUCUUGCUGCUCAUAUGUGACAGUGAAAACGAGUUAGUUCCGCCAAACUCUGGCAAAGAAUGUCAUCACGGUCUAAACACAGUUAUGUGUCCCGAAACUGACUUGACAUUGAAAUACCGCUGUCCGACGUCAAACGAGAUUAAAUACAAGAUGAUACGAGUGGCUAUAGAUCUUAUUGACAUCUACAUCGCCGACUCGAAUACAACGCUUCAAUCGUGGAUAUCCCCAAUUCGUUUGAGUUUCUGCAAUCUUCACGGCGCGGGCUUCGGAACCGGCGUGACUGGGUUGCUCCCUAACAUAAAACUCGCGUUGUACACUCAGACGAACAUGCAAGCGAAUACUCAUCACCAUUCUAACGGCAGUAACAGCAGCCAACAGAGCAAAGGUGAAAGUGAAAACUGGGUCGGAGUAGGAUCUGUAUCGUUCGGUCCGGUGCUCAUAGAAGCGGCAUCGUCUUUACCGCAGAGCCCAAAGAAUUUACAUUUAGUUCAGCAGAAGUUUUUGAGGCUUCAUGACGACAAUACAAAGAGGCUAUGGUUUCUCUGGCCGGGUGAGGGGAAGACUUCCCAAUGUGGUUGUACGGGAGGCUGCUCGUUCUUCGGCUCGAACAGAAACGGUCCUAAUUUCUUGAAGCCUAGCCCCUCCGACCUUAAUGAAGGCAUCAACGUGGCUUUGUUUAACGUGAUAGAGAAUACGCCAGGGGAAUAUGGUUACGGGCAAAGUUUGUUACACCCUGGGCAGUUAGUGUUCCAUACACCACCUUAUAACAGUCUCAACGUAUGUCUGCAGCCCACAAACGUUGCGACAUUGAUACCAUCACCACUGCCACAGGUGCUAAACAAAUCGCCUCAGAGCGUUGAACGGCGAAGUCUAACUCGAAGGUUUUCAUACACAAGCAUGGGUAAAGGAAGCAAUAAUAUACUCGUGUCGAGCACCAAAAGCGACGUUCCUUACGCUCGUCUCGUGGACUCCUCAAUUCCACUGGGGACCUCCAAAAUCGAUAGCGACUCGAAGCUCAACAAAAGCAUUCUUAACGUGCCACAAAUGGAAAGCAGUGUUUCUGAUUCAAAACUUGCUCUGAGUUGCGGCAUCAAAGACAGUUCGAUCAUUACAAAGAAACCUCACAUCGAUGGCGAAAGCUUUGUAGUGCCGAAGGUUCCGGCACGGAGUGUUGGCGUCUCAGAAUCUCACUACUCCCUGAACUCUCAGGUUCCAGCGGAAGAUACCGUGCCGUUAGAAGUACAACGAACCAUGUCGAUAACGAGCGAGAAUCAUUCCGAGGCGUUCUUCUCAGCCGAUGAAGACAUGUUCCCGAGUCGCUCUUCUAGUUUGAAACAUUCUUUCGGCAGUCGCCACAGCAACCACAAAGACAAGAGUUCUUUCGGAAUUAACGAUAUUACAAACGAAAAAUGGACGAAUUCCAUACCAAGAUCUGAAGUGGCGGACGGUCCUGAUACGAUUAGCAAUUUAAGCACGGGAGUUCAGCCUGACUCUGAAAGUGGAUCUGUGUCGUCAACGUCAUUCAUCUCUGCGAUAUCGUCUCAAGAAGACAUGACUCUCGUCAAUCUGCACAUGCAGACCAAUAAACCAAUAGUCGAUUCCCCGCUGCUAAUGGCCAGUUACAUGCACAAUUUACCACAGUACCGAUGCUCCAAUUGGUCUUCUUGUUCGCUGCCCAGCGGCAGUGACGCAUUCACUCUGCCCCUUUUCAAAAGAGCUGAUGACGGUACUUUAGUUUACGUCGGCCAAAAAUAUUUACCCAAUUUCGAGCCAAUAGGGAAAGUCAACAUUCUAAAACUGAUUUCAAAGAAAGAUGGACAUGGUAGUCAAAACGGUCCAUAUUCGAAUCUGACUCCUCACUUCAAUUCCCAAGUGAGAGCUCAUCCGUACCCGCACGGUUGGUGGGACGUCCAGCAAAGCGUGCAGGAUAACCAGGAGAAUACUACAGACAAAAGUUCCACUUCAACAGCUACAACAACAAGUGACAGUAAAAACGGUAUAUUCGUUAAAUUGAGAGGAGAAAUCGACGUAAUGUUGUCUCCGUUAGUUUUGGAGAGCACGCAAAAGUUUGUGGAAUCUCUCACGCCUGUUCUGGCUAACGUUCAUCCCAUAACUGUGAUAAACCAUUUGCGUCUGCUUUGCAUUUCGACGGUAGAGGGCGCUAAUGUGCUCAAGCAGAAGCAGUACGUCAUGAACUGGCUUCCGCAGAUGCAAGCGCAGAACCAGUCGAACGUGAUGACGGAUAAGGACGACAAAUGUAAAUUGGCGACAAUACCGCAUUCGAACGUUUACGAAGAAACGAUUUGCGAUCAGUUACAAGCGACGAUUACAGUGCCGAAAGUCAAUAUGAUAUUCAUCCAAUCGUCUGUCGUUGAAGACAUGAUAUCGUUCUCUGCUCUAGAUAAUAUUCAGGAUUUGACGUGCGUAUCGUUGUUCGGAGUCUCCAUAGAGAACAUCACUGCAAAAUAUGUUAGUUCGAAGAAGACUUUGGAGUCGGUCCAGUUGUACUACCGUCCGACUUUGAGGGCGCUUGGGAAUAAAAAGUCGUUUGGGAUCAUGAAGGGGCCCCGGGCGUUGAUCUCGACGCAUUCUGGAGGCUCCGGGAGGAAGAGAGGGCCAGAGAAAGGAGACCCCGUGUAUAUCGAGACUUCACAACAGCAAUGCGAGGACAUGACGAUCACUCUUAACGUUGGCAAGGUCCACGGGCAACUGCGCCGCAUCCGCAACGAGGCGUCCCAGCUGAAGGACGCCACCGUGACGGGCAUCCCGGGCCAGCACUCCAAGGCGGCCUUCCGGUUCGCCAGGCCCGACCUCUGCGGCAAGGGCUGCGACUCUAUGUGUUGUCAAAACGGCUCGGAAGGUCAAAAAGACAAUUCGAUGGGCUACAUAAUGUUCGAAUGCGGCCUUGAGGGUGUCUCCAUAAAAGUGUCCAAACACGCCCAGUCUCACAAGUCUAAUGAGGACAAGAAAGCCGCGAAGGCCGAGACUGAGAGCUGCAGGGAAUCUAUCAAGUCUGCUGAGGAAGUGAAACCGGAUAAGGAGAAGAAUGAGAAGGCCAAAGGCAGAUCGUCUGGUAUUGAAGACUUGUUUAGGAAGAGAGAGUCAAAUUCUAAGCCUAGUACUCCUAAUUUGAGCAAUGCUCAACCUCCGCCGCAGUUACCUCCCGAACCCGCGACUCCUGGUCCAGAGGAACCUUCCAACAACGAGAGCACCAGCACCAUGGUGCCGGUGCGCGACACCGGCAAUAUGUCCUCCUGUGCCAUCGACCUCAAGGUCGUCUGGUUCAACUUCGCGGCGCCACCGCGCACCCCGAUCACUAAGAAGAUUGAUUAUACCAGAUUGGACUGGAACCUGCUGAGCACGGCGUCCCCCGCCAUCAACGCGUGGAUGAACCCGUGCAACCGGCUCGGCAUCCGCGUGGUGGCGCUGUACCGCGCGCACGCGCGCCGCCUCACGGCCGCCGCCGCCGGCCUCAUGGCCGCCGCGCUCGACCUGGCGCCGCACCACUCGCUGCCCAAGAGCCGCUACGGCCGCCACACGCCGAUGGCGAAGCAGCUGCGCUCGGAGCCGUCGCUGCAGCUGUGCGGCGUGCUGCUGCGGCACGCGCUGCAGGCCGACACCGCCGCGCUGCUGGCCGACCUCGCCGACCGCCACCUGCCCUCCCUCGGCACCCUCCGACAGGGGGUGAUAGUACUGAGCCGCCAGUGGAAGAACAUUCUGUACACGCCGUUGCUGCUGGAGCACAACUACAAGAGCAAGGUGAUGAAGCCGCUCAACGUCACCUUCGCGCUGCCAGACCUACUCGAGGAUUCCGUCGAAGGAUGGCAGGAGUACCAGCUAGACAACGAAGCUUUGGACGAAAAUUGUCUAUUGCUCAACAUGGAAGCCGAAAAACUCAAUAUGCCAAUGCGAGGCGCGCAGGGGGCCCGCGCUAGUCUCGUGUUCCCCGCGCUCCCCUUCUCCACGAGGAAGCCCGCCUUCCAAGACGACGCCAUUGCUAAUUACGGCACACUGAAAGAAGAAGUGCCGACGGUUGGGUCGAAUCCGUCAUUGUACUCGGCGCACGGCAGCGACGAUAACAUCAGAAACGAUCGGGCGAGAGAGGAUCUGUACCAGUGGAUGGCCAAACAGGAGCCAAUUAAAGUGGAGCCGAAGAGCAAGAAGCCCAUCAUCCCGGCGUCGAAGAUGAACCCGCUGGCGGCGGCGGCGGCGCUGCCCGCGUGCAGCCUGUACCCGCUGCAGGGCUCGCUGAUGCUGCUGGACGCGCACCUGGUGUUCCAGCCGCUGCUGGCCGCGCUGGGCGUCUGCCCGCACCAGGUGGCGCCGGGCGAAUCCAAGAAGAGUUCAGCAGACGGCCAAGGCCCAGGUGCAGUGCAGAGCGCGGCUCCAGCUUUGGAGUCCCUGGGCUCCAAGCUGUCGCUGCUGGCGUGGGUGGACGUGUUCCGAAUCGACAUCGUGGUCAGCGAGCUGGCCAGAGACCGUAGACAUAACAAAAAAGGCAACCAAUCUCACGCGGAUAUUCCAUCCGAAACGCCAUCAUUCCUCUGCGAGAAAGUGUCCAUAGAUGUAGACCUGAAGAAGGUGGCGGACAUGGCGGUCGAUGACCUCAUCCAAAGACAAAACGUGCUCUACAUAUCUAGGGGACAGCUGAAGAAACAUAUCAGCACUAUGUUGAACUUCAACAUAAGCGUGCGGUAUAUAUCUCAGCAGGUGAACAUGCCUCUACUGCGGUUGCUGCAUCAGAUCAGCAACAUGUACCAGAACGUGAAAGACACGCAGGUGGAACUUCGCAGUCAGACGAAAAUCUCUCAGAGACGGAACAAGCAUACCUCCUCGUCUGUAUCAGACUUCCGCGAGAACUUAGUGAGCGUCACGUCUCUGGACAAGGAGUCCGAGUUAACGAGCUUGGACGCCAAGUGGGAAGCUUUGGCACCGCCCCCACCACCGCCACACGUGGUCAGACCGAGACCGCAGUCCUUCGCGCAGAAGUUAAGAUCCACUGGCAAGAGUGUGAAGGGGAAACUUGGCUACAGCUCGCUGAGCGAGGGCGCGCACACGCCCAUGUUCCCGGCGGGCGCUCCGCCCCCCGCGGGCGCCCCGCCCCCCGCUCCCCCCGCGCCCCCCGCGCCCGCCUCCCCCGCGGACGGCACGCUGGCGCCGCGCUGCUGGCGGACCGUGUACCAGCUGCUCGAGCUCUACGCCAACAUGCCGGACGCCGAGACCAUCACUCACAGAUUCUCAGUGACGACGGACAUACCUGAACACUACCGCCACAGCCGCACUCGGCCGAGUUCCCGCGAGCAGAACACCAGCAACUCGUCCUCCAGCGCCGCGCCAAUGGGCAUCGUCGUCGUCGGUGUUGCCAGAAUCCACCGCACCCGCCUGCUGGCGUCAUUAUCGGGCCUGAAGCUGGAAGCGGAGAUCACCUCCCUGCAGGCUUCCCUCUCCGCCACCCGCGCCCGGCAGUGGUCGCUGUCGGGCAACCUGGGGCGCACCACCAUCGUGCUGCUGGAGGGCGUGGCGCCCAACCAUCAAACGGUUGUACGAAUAAGCGUGGGUAAAUCUCAAGCCUUGUACUCAUGGGAAGGCGGUCGCGCCGUGGCUGGAGCAGCAGCGCUGGCCAGCAUUGGAGCUAUCAGAGUGGACCUGCCUCAGCAUCCUGUGGCGCUGCACGGCGUCAUGACCAGAUCAUCGCGGCAACUGUCUUCCACGCUGCAGGAGUUGGGCGUGACCCGCGCGGCGCCGCGCCCGCGCCCGCCCGCCGCGGAGCCCGCGCCCGCGCCGCCGCCCGCGCCGCGCGCGCCGCCCCGCCCGCGCGCCGCCGCGCUCAUCGACCCGCUGCAUCUGCAGUUCUCCAUAGCGUUGCAGAGCCUCAGUAUCACCGCAGCCCUCCUGCCGUCAUUGCAAGCGCAGUACAAAAUGGAGCAUGUGCAGAGUUCCGGGGUGACGGGCAACAAGGCGCACUUCACAGUGCACCUGCCUCAGCAUUCCCUCAGCUUCGUCACCAAGCUGCAGGUGACGGAAGCCAACAUCCCGGCUGCGGCAUCGGUGGCCCUUCCCGCUGUACACGUAUCAGGGAGAGUCCUGGAACAGCAGGCCAGCACUGGAGCUGGGGACGCGCCUUGCGAUGGAGUAGUACUCAGGACCGGCAGCUACCUGGCUGCCACGGCGGAUAUAGGACUGUUUGAACACACCCUCUCCACGGACCUGCUGAACCACCUGGUGUUCGUCCAGAAAGUCUUCAUGAAGGAGGUAAACGAAGUGGUGCAGAAGGUGUACGGCGGCGAGAAACCAGUUCCAUUGUGGAACGAGGAGGAGGCGUCAUCGUCAGCGCUCAGCAGGAUUCUGUUCUCGCUCAUCAUCAGGAUCAGGCGUAUCCAACUAACGGCGACAACUCCGAGCAACAGCGCGGUGAGACUGGAGACCGGCGCGGUGGAGCUGGAGCUGUCCAACAGGGUGCAGAACGUGCCGCGGCCCGCCGACCACGGCGUGCGGCUGUUCGCCAAGGCGCAGGUUGAGCUUAACCUAAGCUUGGGACAAGUGAUACGCAACGCGAUGUUCGAGGAAGCCGAACCAGAGUUCCAGCAGUACGCGUUCUUCAAUACUAGAAUCUCGAUGCGCAACGCCUUCCAAGACGAGAUGGUGGCCGGCGAGGACAAGGAGGUGGUGCUCAUCACGCUGAAGAGGCCCCUCAUCUACAUCCAGCCGGUGGCGGUGGACCGCGCCAUACUCGUGUGGCUCAACUACAAGAACGCUUACGAGUAUUGGAACGAGAAGAGGCUCAAUCUCACCAAGGAAGUGCUUACGGCCACACAGCAGGUCUUCGAAAAGGUACAACUGACAUCUCAGAUCACCGCGCCGCACCUGAGCACGCUGUUCCUGCAACUGAACGUGGACGAUAUCGGCAUAUGUUUGCCGUUGAAUCAACCGCCUAUGACGUCGUGGGCGCGCGGGCCGGGCGAGGCGGAGGCGCGCGGCGCCGUGGUGGUGACGCUGGAGAGCACCAGCAUCUCGGCCUGCAGCUCGGGCGCGCUGGUCUCCAAGGGCCGCUUCGUGGGGCUCUGCCUCCGGUUCGCGGACGACUUCGAGACCUCGCUGGACGACUGGAAGCCGGGCCCCGACGAGGCGUCCGCCAACGUGUGCUGCGUGUCCGAGGGGACCUACGAGGUGUGCAGCAGGACCACGGCGGCCAAGACCAGUGGGGGGGCUACGGAAAACGCAAAGUGGUUCCUGAACGUGUCGUGGCAGAUGGAGGGCGUGGACAUCCACCUGGACGUGAACGUGGGGAAGCAGCUCUCGGCGCUGGGGCACACGCUCACCAUGCUCACAGGUUUCGAGGAGGAGGAUCCAUUGAAAAUGGACUAUGAAAGCGAUUUGGACGAUGAAGCGGAUAACAGCAAAGAUUCACAGGAGAGCAUAGUCCUCCGUCGCAAAUACACGGACCACCUCCCAGCGUUCGUGUUCGACAACAGCCUCGACGCCAAGAAGCGCUCCAAGCUGAUCGAGCGGGAGAUGAACGAGCAGGCCAAGAUCAUCAACGAUCUGCGCACCCUGGGCGCUAGUCACUCCACCAUAGAGUACGAGAUGAAGAGGCUGCAUGACCUGGAGGCGUUGGUGUUCAAGGACUUCAGGAGGGACAUGAUACAAAAGUUGCGUCGUCAAAGUGUCCGCGCCAGCUCCAUCACGAAGGGCAAGCUUGGACUCGGCUCCAACCGCAGCCAGUCCUUCGUCAUACCCUCGCCGCAGCACGAGAGGAGCUUCCCAGUAGUAUUACCAGAACCGAACCUAGUGCUACCCAGUGGUGUGGGAGACUCCGGCGAGACCCUGUUGCUGAACGACGAAGAUAACCGCUUGGCGGACAUCAUAGAAGGCGCUAGUUGGAGCUCUAUGGAGAGUGAACCGCUUACUGGCGGCGGUGGCGGCUCAGCGGGUUCACCAUCGGCGCCGUCUCGUUCAGCAUCGCUCCGCGCGCACACUGCGCAUGCGCGCGGCGUGAGCUUCACGCCCGCCGUGCUGCGGCAGAACUCGCUGCCCGCGCACCCCGACCACUGGCCCCACGACGGGCAGCGGGCCAGGCUCAUGCCAGAUGGCGACUGUUCUACAUCGGAGAGUAAGCAAACCAAGGCGAAGACCGCCGAGCCGAACAUAGACUUCGAGUUGGACGUCAAAGUGCACAUUAACAGCGGGAAAUGUGUGCUGCACACUAAAGAUGAGGAGGCUAAGAUCGGGCGCGGCAUGCGCGUGAACCGCUCGGCGUCGGGCGGGCUGGCGGAGGCGGGCGGCUCCCCGCCGGCGCGCCGCAAGCCGCACGCGCCGCCCCCGCGCCACCAGCCGCAGCUGGACGUCACCGUGUUCCGCGUGCCGGGGCUGGACCUCAAGGUUCAUUACGAAUCCAAGACCCUCCCAGAAGAGAUAUCCUCCCCACAGUCCACGAGCGGGCCUCCCCUCCCCAGUAGUCGGAAGGUCGGCACGAAGAAAGCCGCGCUGUUCGCAUACAUCACGCUACAGAGCAUACCGGAGGAGACGAUCAUCAGCCCGCAUGUGUUGGAGUUCUUUGAGCAAACGUUGGAGCCAAUACCGACCAAAGCUUUCUCUACCCCUACACCAGAAGCACCCAGCGGUUCCCGUCCCGUAUCGGCCGAGGGCGCCUCCUACGGCCAGUACGUCUACGCUUCAUUCCCGGUGGACGUCAUAGUGCACUUCCACAUGCAGCCGUCCACCUUCCGCUUCAGCUGCCUGCCUGCCUCCCGCGUGGAGUGCCUGCUGCAGCUGCCCAGCCUGCAGAUCGUGUUCAGCAGCAAGCGGGCCGGGGACGAAGAAAUGGCUGAACCAGCAGUCGCGAUGGGCGGCCUCAGCGUCACUGGCUGCCUGGCCGACUUCUCGGUCUACAUCUUCCAUCCUUACGGGGGGAAGAAGUCUAGUUUGAAGGAAGCACAAUGGUCACCACUCUCUGAUACAGAGAGAAAGGAUUCUUUGAGCAUCAAUGUGGAGUUCGUCAAGUUCCACCUGUCCAGGUCUCGGAAACUGGACUUCCAUACUGAUCAGGAUCAGUCCAAGGCUACUGUGAGGUUCUCAACGAUCGUGGACGUGGGCUCGGCGUGGUUCAAGUACGACAUGCGGCGGCUGUCGGAGAUCCUGGCGUUCCCCAAGGCGUGGUACCGCCGCACCAUCGUGCGCCGCAUGUUCCUGGGGGACCUCAGUGUGCACAACACUAGCAACUCUUCAAGUAAUAACGUGCCCGUAUCACCUGUGAUGCCACAGAGAGAGAAAACUAAGACUGUUGACAUACAAAAACCCAAAGAUAAAGUAUCAGAGAGCGGCGGCGCUGCGUGGGAGACGCUGGUGCUGUUCGCGGUGAACUUCACGCGGCUCAACGUGCACAUGAAUAUGGGCAACGUCAUGGGCAACGUCAGUUGGCUGAGCCGCGACUUCCACUGCUCGGGGCGGCUGAGCAUCGGCAGCACGGGGCACCGCAACAUGCUGCUGGGCGUGGGGCUGGCGGCGUCCACGCUGGAGGCGCGCGCCGGCAUCGUGGGCGGCGGCAUCGCGCUGGCCGCCAUCCGCACGGCCGCGCACGUGGCCGAGGAGCCGGCCAGCUGGCCCGCGCACGGCGCCAGCGUGCGGCUCAGCGCGCUGGAGCUGCGCCUGGAGUACAUGGGCACGCCCGUGCUCAUGGCGCGCGUCUCCAGGCUGCGGGCGGCGCUGCGCGACGAGUGGCUGGCCAAGCCCAGGCAGGCGCACCCGCGGCACCGACCGACGGCCAGACCUGCCAUAAUCCUGACUCACGGAACACUAAGCUGGCAGCAGUUACAAAUCCUGAUGAGUCGCAGCACCACUCCAGACCUGCUGAAGAUGCAGCUGAAGCUCGAAGAGUUCUUCACGCAGCAGUUCAAGUCCAGCAAGCGCGUGUUCAGCUCGCUCAACAACCAGAACGGCAGGAAGGAGAGGGGGAAAGAUCGGAGGGAGGCUGGAUCGAGUCAAACCGGCGCAGGCGCAGCGGGCGGGGCGGGCAGCUGGCAGCAACAGGAGCUGCGUCACCACCGCCACUGGCAGACCGUGCUGCAGCUGGUGGCCGGCACGCGGCUCUCCACGCUGCCCACCACACUGCCGCACGGUCACUGGGGCGCACAGAGACAACAACAGGAGCUGCGUCACCACCGCCACUGGCAGACCGUGCUGCAGCUGGUGGCCGGCACGCGGCUCUCCACGCUGCCCACCACACUGCCGCACGGCACAAUACUCGGCGGAACAAUGGAACUCCAAGGCACCAACAUAUCUCUAGCUUGCUUCCACGGCAACAGCUUCAAGGCCAAGUCCUGGGCACUCUUCAGCUUGAAAGACCCUUGCAUCAGCUUCGCCACGGAAGCCCAGCAAGUGGCUAAUGAUGAAGAUGAGCUAGAAGUUCACGUGGUACAAAGCCUAACGGCCAGUCUAGGAAGCGCCCUGAACACUACCGGCGCGGCCGCAGCGGGAGGUCACCAAUCAAUGGCCACCGUGUGCCGCAUGACCCGUGCCCUUUUGUUCCCGCCGCAGUUUAAGACAUUAAGGGAAUGGUUCCAUUAUGCGUUCGCCAACAGCGAGAUAGAUGCGAUAGAAACGUUCCCGUCACUGGAACGCGAGCCAUCCACCUCUGGCGCGGGCAACACUAACAGCACGGAGCGCGAGCGGUCCGCCGACCGGUCGGCCGAGCGGUCGGGCGAGCGAUCGGGCGAGCGGGGCGGCGAGCGGGCGAGCAAGGCGGCCGACAAGCAUCAGCGCGAGGUGAUCUUCGCGCUGCCGAGCUUGCAGCUGCAUCUCAGAACGCAGCAUAUGCAGAGGAGCGAACCGCCUACAGAUACCGACGAGAAGCCCGUGGUGGAAUGCAGCUUUAUCACGGAGUUCGAGGACCACAUCUUCGUGUCGGUGGACGCGGAGGCGUUCCUGUUUCUGCACGAUCUCAUCUCUUCUUACAUCAAGGAGAAAGACAGAGUUACGUCCGGCGGCAGCAAGGCGACGUGGGCGGAGGCGGGCGCGGGCGCGGGCCGGCCGCCGCUGGACUUCCGCGACUACCGCUGCGUCACGUGGCACCUCGAGCCCACCGUCAGGUUGCUAUCGUGGGCCGGCAAGUCCAUCGAGCCGUACGGCGUGGACUACAUCCUGCAGAAGCUGGGUUUCAGCCACGCGCGGACCACCAUCCCCAAGUGGCUGCAGCGGGGAACCCUGGAUCCUUUGGAUAAGUUGCUCUCUCUAGUUCUACUAAGACUGGUCGCUAUUGUACCACAAAAGUGAUGUGGAAACGAUCUUGUUGUGUAGGAAACAAAGACUAUUUUUCAUUGAUAGGUCAGUGGCAAUUCUGUCAGAAUAGUAGUAUUAAUAAGUAAUGCUACUGUACUUUAAAUGAUACUGGAUGUGACUUAAACUUAAGCAAACCGAUAUGUGACUCACUUUACCUAUGGUGGCUCCAUCUUGCUGAAAAUGUACUUCAAUUACUCGUCGAUGACCAUUUCAAUUUUAAUGCUACGAAGAGCCUAUAAUAACUAUGAAUAAGUUGAUCUCUCUGGUUAUAUUUAGAUUGAAUAGCUGGCAGUAAAAUAAAUUGAAAUAGCUAUUAUUCUAUAUAAACGUUAUGACAACAUUUUUUGAAAGAAAUAAUCUGAUUGGCUGGAGUAAGAUCAGUAGUAAUCGUGUCAGUUAAGUAGUUAUCUAUGACUAAAUGUUUAUUAACUUGACUGAUUUACACACACUCCUAUAAGAGUUAUACCCUGACGUUUGAACCCAGUUGAAGUUGUAGCUUUAGCUUCUAAACGUUCACAUUGGUCAUAACUUAUGUAAUAAUUAUAAUAAAUUCUUACAAUUUGAAAUACGAUGAAUGGUUAUAUCGACUUAUAAUUUUCCUUGAUGUAUUAAAAAGCGAAUAUUUCCUACGACUAUGACUACGAACUUAUAAUAAUUGUUGUUCUAUAACAUUAACUUUUGAUAUGUGAAGCAAAUAAUCAACUUAGAUUCUUCUAAUUCAAAAAUUUAGACAUUACACUACAGAAAAAUUUACCGUAAAUCACAAAAUCAUAUUGUCUCUAAUAAAAUGGAAAAAUUUCAAGAAUUCAAUUUCUCUACGAUCCGUCUAUAAAGUAUAUGAUAGUGAUGCAGAUUAACUCGUGUAUUCCAGUACAAUUAAUGUAAAUAGAAUAAAAUAAAUAUAUAAUCAAAUAAAUAGUUAACGCGUUGACUGCUGAAAUCUAAAAAUCAUCUCUAUUAAGCAAAACAGCACUUCUAAAAAUAUGUGUAUUGUAAAACUAUUUUUGUCAGCAACAAAUGUUCAACACUCAUUUAAUUCUUUGCGAUAUUUCGGAAUCAGAUAUGAAAUUAACAUUAUUAAAUAGAAUCAUAAUCAUUUUCCUAUUACCAUUGUAAAUGACAUGUCAAAAUGUCGCCCGUAAACUAAUUUUGACAAAGGGAGUCCCUCCAUAUACAACAUUCCAUAUAUUAUAUUCUCCUUAAAUUUUCCUUCUCUAUGUGGUUUUGGCAAACCACAGACAUCUAGUUUACUCUAUUCUUGACAAUCAGGCAGUCAACGUGUUAAAUUUAAUGAAAAUAGGAUGUUUUUUUUUUCAAUUAAAAUUAAUAUGCCAAGCACCAGUUGAUUCAUCAUCAGCGAUAAAUUUUAUUCAAACAUAUAAUUUAACUUGCUUUUGCUGGGCUUCGCUCCCGUAGGAAAUAGUCCCUAGCAUAGCUCCCGUAGCAUAUGUUACUCCCGAAGGUCUAUUCUAUAUCUGUAAGAUUUCGUGACAAUCACUCCUGUAGUUUUUGAGUUUAUUCGAUACAAACAUACAAAAUAUAUUCACUUUCUUAUGAGUGAAUAAUUCACACCUUUGAAAUUACAUUAGAAUUCUUCUUCUAGCAACAAAUAAAAUAUGAACUCCCUUUUUUACGUUAAAAAAUAUGAAUGAUCGUGAUAACUGGCGCUUCGCAUACACAAAAAUUAUGAUUGUACCUAAUACUAGGUAAGUAGUUAAAAAAUAAUAAUAAUAAAUGUGCUGCACAAUGCCUGCACUCAAAAUAAAUAAAAUAAAACAUUUGAAAAAUCAAUUACGAACUGACAAAUUGUAUCACGAAAAAUUAGUUUAGCAUUGUUUAGUAAUACCUUAGCUAAGAAUGAAUAAGCUAUUCGGCCUAGCCAUUUUGAAGAUAAACAAACUAAUUUCCUAUCUUAUCAGGCGAAAAUCGAAGUGAGGUAUGAGCGGUUUAUGGACAAAGUAUAGACAUGCCACCUUUUUGAAUAAAAUUAUAUUUCGCGUGCUGUACCAACGUGUCUGUGGUGAGUCGUGACCAAUAAGUUAGAUUUUGAUCUAUUUUGGGGAAAAGACUUUUAUUAUUGAUUACAAGUUUGAAAUACUUUCAUUGAUUUAUUUUUAAUCAAAUUAUAAUGUGGUUUACUUAUAUUAUUUAGGUUUUAUCAAAAUGUGAUGUUUUCUGAAUGCGACAUGUAAAUGAUAUAAAAAUUUGAUGUACCUAAUUUGAGUUAUCAAUUGUAUUAUAAUUGUCCCGAUCGCAAGCGCAAAUCGAUUCAUUUUUGAGGAAAAAUCUUCCUUUCGCUGAAACCCUGCCCUGAAAUCUUGUUUGUUUAUGAGAGUAUUUAUUUCGUGGUGGACUUUUCUGUGAUCAACAAUGGUUAUAAAUUUUUUUCAAUCGUAGUUCAAUUGAUAGCUACAUUAUGCUACAUAAAUAUCCUUAUGGGGAAUAUUCAUGAUAUGAGGGAAUGCAGCCCUCCGGUGGCAUGUAUGGUGACGGUCUAUUUUGAGGAGGGUCCAGUUAUCAAAUGUUAGAUGUCUGAGUUGUAUUUGACAUAUAAUUUAUUUUAAUUUUGAUGUUACCAAAGGAAACUUAUUUUAGAAAAAUUGAUGUAAAUAUUUGUUGUACCUGGCGAAAUUGUUUGGCGUUUAUAUUGAUUAUUAUAUUUUAAUGUUUUGCAAACAGACACAGCCUAGUUCAAAUCUCUUUAUAAUUAGCUUAACUAAGCUUCAAAAUAUUGUUAGCCUUAAAAAGUUGGCCUCACUUCCUAAUACAAAUCUAUUUCUGCGCUAAAAAUUUGCAAAAAUCGAUUAAGUUUCCACUAAGUUUUAUUUUAAUUUUAAUCCUUGUCACAUGUACAAGUUAUGUCUGAACUAGGUUGUAUUUAUUGCAAUUAUCGAUAUUAUCUUGAUAUUAAAAAAAUAUAUAUUUGCAUCACAAUAUAAAUAAAAUAUUUAUAAUUUCUAAGUUUACCCUGUAUAGAGUUCCAGUUAUUUUGCUAGUGUUGUAUAUUUUUUGUAUAUUAGUGUAAAUGAGCAACUAUAUGAAAAUAGUGGGCUUCUUACAGUGUACUGAUUAUGUAUAUUAUAUUUUAUUAUGAACCAAGGUGAUUUGUACAUAAUGAACGUGAUUAUUAUUGUAUGAAUAAAAUCGUAUGGGAACCAA